CUCGACUGCCCAAGAUUUGGCAUUCUACUCCGCUGCCAAGAAUCUCGGAGGUGGAGUAGCGUGGCGGUGACCCAUGUGUCACAAGCCGUGCGCGAAGCGCAACAAUGCCUUCGCUCGGUGAGGGUGAGGCCUCCGAGAGCAAGUCUCGGGGCCGGUUCAAACGACCAGCGCAGCUGCUGGAGGGGCUAAAGGCAAAAGUUUCAGAGGCAGUGUGGAAACCAAAGGCACGAGGCACUCCCAUCGUCUCCAUUGCAAGAGGGACAGGGUCACGCGUAGCAGCGGAUGAGGCGCCCAGACCACCCAGGCCAUAUGCAAGGCCGGGUAUGGGCAGCCCUCCCGGAUAUCGCGAGCCCUGGCAAGAUGGGAGUCCCAGCCCGGCCAUCCAGAGACAUGGAGCCGCUGGCUGUUUCUGUGGCGCUAUGAGCGCUGCUCAGAGCGCUGCUCAGAGCGCCAUGAGACCCAGCUCCAGCCGCUCCGGCCGCUCGGGGAACUCCUAUGGCUCAGAGGGUGAUGGAAUGGCCUUCUACAAAGAGGUGCCAAACUUCUACAUGGAGGGUAUGAGCGACUCAACUCCCACCUGGACGGAAGAAUGCCGUGCAUCUUCAGUCUGCUCCAGCCCGGCUGUCUAUGAGGAGUCCUUCUUACCAUCACCCAUCUUGCGUCGAGCUCCACCGGUGAGACAAGUCUACUACUUGUAUGCCUCGCCGCUGGACUAUCCACCCAUUGACGUGAGGUCUGAGGUCGAGACCAUCCAUUAUGCCUUCGUUGAGUCCGGUUCCAACGUGAAGCUGAAUGUGGGUGUGGCCACCGUUGAAUCCCUCACACAUCUCUUGACCUUAGCACGUUCGGGCUUAGCCUUGCACCUCUCGGCCCACGCGGUCUGCUCCGAGAAGGGUGAUGUUGGCCUUGUUCUUGAAAACCCCAAUGGUUGCUCCCAUGUCUUGUGGAAGAAGAACCUUGAGGAAAUCCUUGGAAUGCGGGAUCGAACAAUGCAAAGCAACUCAUUGCUCUUCCUGAGCACAUGCUGGUCACAGGAACUGGCCCAGGUCUUUGUGGAGUGUGGCUGUCCGCAUGUGGUAUCUUUGCGGACGCGAGUCAAUGACAUUGCAGCAAGGAGGUUUUCGCAGCAGUUUUACCUCUCACUGGGCGUGGGUGAAUCUCUGCUGUCUUCCUGGAAAGGGGCCAGGACUUGUUUGCGGAAUCAUCCGGACGCAGAAAUCGGGGAGCAGUCUGACCACUUUGUCCUUUUCGGGCAGCAUGCCGCGGACAAGGCCACACUUCAAGAGCUUUGCGGAGAGGGCCAGGGCAUGGAUGCACAUCUGCGAAUGCUGGAGGAUGCUGGACGCUUCCUGGAGGUCAAGAUGGUUCCAAGGCCAGAGCACUUCCUGGGCCGCAAGAACGAUAUCCACGAGGUGAUGCAUCAUUUCACUGGCGUCCAAAGCAGACGUGCUUGUGCUUUGUCGGGCCCAGAGGGAAUUGGCAAGACGGCGCUGAGUGUGGAGUUCGUCCACUUCGCAGCGGCUCCUGGGAGACACUUCUCGUGUGGUGCACGCAUGAUGCGCAUUGAAGCAAUGGACUUGGCCGGUAUUGCCAACAGCUUGCAAGAGGAACUCGACAAUUUAGCCGCUCAAUUAGAGGUCUGUUUACGGCCCAGCACCAGCGAUUCAAGGAGCUCGCUCUGCUCAACUGGCUUAUCUGCAAGGUCGGCUGAGUCCAGCAUUUCCAUUCGCGAAGCUCCAAGCAAUCUGGACUCGAUGACGUUGCUGCUGCCCUUGCGGCAGCGCUUGCGUCGAGGGUUCCAACACAUCGAGCGUGUUCGGCGUCGAGCUCCGACGUUGUUAGUGGUGGAUGACGAGGCCGGUGCUUUUGCAAGUUGCCCUGAUGUGCGAAAACUCUUUGGUGAGCUAUUGGAACACACGUGCCAGCUGCACCUUUUGAUCCUCUCUCGUGUACCGAUCUACCACUCGUUGGGACCAGCAAAGGUGGUGAACGUGACGCUGAGCGGUCUCAAAGAACCUGAAGCUGCCAAGCUCUUUUUACAGCGCAUCCAUAGGAUGUUGGAAGAUCGGGACUUUCCAGACUCCGUGGGCAGUGCGGAUGCUGGCGGAGGAGAACCUACGCCAUCCGUGCCCCGGGGCAAGAUUGUGGAGAGUACGAUCCUUCGUCUAAAAGGCCACCCUUUGCUCCACUGCCUUGCAGGGCAUCCGGGCGAUAUUCGCGAGGUCGCGUCCCAAGUCACACCAACAGGACCGAGCCUCAUGGAGUUGGCACAGGGGAUGGAAGUUGACAAUGGCUGAGCAACCCUGGAGCGGAAAACUCAAGGCGCAAUCCCAAGAACAGCACAGUUUGGAACCCACCAACCGGUGGCAGCCACUGACCGGGUCAUUUUUUGAUUGAGGUGCUGUUGUACAGGGUCGUCUGAGACUGCUGUCAAAGAAAUCAGUGUUCUGGGCGGGAACUGCCAAGGUGCCUGAAAAAUGGCCAAUGGAAUCCGAU
Messenger RNA from Durusdinium trenchii, 2496 nucleotides. NCBI's taxonomy places the organism in Eukaryota, Dinophyceae, Suessiales, Symbiodiniaceae. The record is from the annotation of a GenBank genome assembly.